AUGGCAUCCAAAUUGUUUGUAAGUAAUUUCCCAGAAAGCUACUCGGAGGAGAACAUAAAUCUAAUUUUUAGUCCUUUUGGAGAGAUAAGAUCCAUCAAGAUUUUGAGAGAGCCUAGGAUGUUUUCGAUUGUUGAAUUCAGAGAUCCCCUAGAUGCAAAAGCGGCAAUUGAUUCUCUAAAUGGCAGAAGGCUACAUGGAGAAGGUUUAUCAUUGCAUAUAGAAAUGGCUUUUGAUAGAAAAAGAAGAGUAAUAGUCUCUGGAAUUCCUUCGGAUUCAUCGAGCGAAGAGCUUAUGAGAUUUUUCCAGUACUAUGGGCCUAUUGAAAACAUCACAUCUUCCGAUCACCCUCAAACAAUUUUUAUUGACUUUUUGUCUCAUAAAGAUGCUGAAAUGUUUCUCGAACUCAAUCAGAAAAUAAGCUUUGGAAAAGAAAAGGACAGGCUCUCCAUUAAGCCUUUUACCAAAAGAGAGCGAAGAGAUCAUAUUUCCAGCCCGGAAAGAAGCAUUUUCAUAUACAACCUCCCGUCCAAAACAACCAAAACAGACCUCAAUGAUUUGUUUACAAAGUUUGGAGAGAUUCAGUCUCUAGGGAUACUAAGUGGAGGAAAAGCAUUUGUUAAUUAUGAAAGAGAAUUGUCAGCCCUAAAAGCAAUCAGGCACAUGGAUGGGAAAAUCGUAGGAGGAAAUAAGGUUAGGAUAGUUCUUAAAUCCAUGAAGAAAGGCAUGUUUAAGAGACCAUCUUAG
This is a messenger RNA of Encephalitozoon romaleae SJ-2008, 744 nucleotides long. Its product is annotated as putative polyadenylate-binding-like RNA-binding protein. The record is from RefSeq and is a predicted model, not a curated record. The coding region runs from base 1 to 744 and encodes 247 amino acids. The transcript has a single exon. Gene Ontology annotation, molecular function: RNA binding. Lineage: Eukaryota; Fungi; Microsporidia; Unikaryonidae.